This is a messenger RNA of Penicillium maclennaniae, 1824 nucleotides long. RefSeq lists its product as uncharacterized. Bases 1 to 1824 code for a protein of 607 amino acids. The record is from RefSeq and is a predicted model, not a curated record. The transcript has a single exon. Lineage: Eukaryota; Fungi; Ascomycota; Eurotiomycetes; Eurotiales; Aspergillaceae.
AUGGGAUCUCUUGCCAGAAAUUUGCAAGAUUUCUUCAAAUUUGCAAUAUUAUCGUUGAUCUUACAGGCACCGCUCGUGUCUGCGCAGCAAAUUGUUUCGUCCACGGCGGCAUGGUCCUCCCAGAUCGUGGCAUUCUGGGGUGCCAUUAUCAUUGCAGCCCAGGUGGGUAAAGUCGGGUCAGGAGGUACAUCGGUCUUUUCAAGUAUUCGCGCCAGCUUACGAACCCGGGCGAUUGCAAGUGCUCUUUCCCGCGGUAAUUGGUUUCUGCAUUCGGGCUGGUCUAAUGGAAAAGUACGGACGGACAUUGCUAUUGUCCAUUGGCAAACUGCCGCCGAUCUGAAGGGUCUGGCUCGACGUAUUGCGAUGCAGAUCGAAACAUUUGGUGAGAAGUGGCAGGUAUUAGUGUUGGGUCAACAAACCAAAACGGUAGAAAACAGAGAAAACGAGAGUGUGAUUCAUUGGAUCAAAAGUCCGCGCACGGAGCGAUUUUGCGGCGCUAAGGUGAAAACGACUGGCGAGAAUCUCUUUCGUCUGAGCGAGCAGGACUUGAUGGAUGCGCUGGAACUGCUAAAGCAAACUCCUCCUACGCCGAUCAAAGAUAUUGUGGAGGAGAUGACCACGCGACAGGACACUCGAACGUCCAGGGUGACAUAUUUGUCGGAGCAGCAUCAUGAGAUGCAAGUGAAUAGCGGACAGCUCUCCUGGGGCUACAUCUUCACGUCCGUCGACCAUCAGCAAACCCCGUUUUUAGCCUUGAAGCGCUGGACCGGAAUUCAUGGCACCGACCGUGGAGCAAGGAUGAUUUGUGCCACUCGACUGUAUCUCCUUGUUCAUUUACUUAUCGCUUGCGCCGUCGGUCUCAUGGCGGCCGCAACGGGGCGCGGCCUUGCCGUCUGGCUGAUGGCGGUGCGACCAACAAUUUCAACCAUGGGCGGCAAGAAUGUCAAAGGUGACGAUGUACUUCGUUCGCUUCUCUGUAUGGAUGAUGUUUCCUUCCAGUAUGAGACAAAAGAAGGAUCGAGAUUUCUGGCAGGGGACGUGCUGGCCCAACCCAUGGCAUGGUGGCAAUCUGCAGUGGCCUAUGCUAUUCCGGCACUAGAGACUAGUAUCAUCUUUGCGGGCUGGCUGUAUGGAGAUUUGAACGCGCAACGACUCGAGCCCUCGGGGGUAGUUGGACAUGGGAUGCUUUGGCUUUCGGUUGUCGUUGGUCUGUCGCUAUGCAUACGCGCCCUACUCACCCUGCGUAACAAUGACAAAGGACGUCUAGUGGGCAUCUGGAAGGAGUCUGACUUCAUGCGCUUCACUGUUGGUGCGGAGUCUUUAGAGCUUCAAGUAUCUGAGCUCACUCGAACGGCGUCCGACUCGCCAGUCAGCCUGAUUGCCACCAUCCUCAGAGAUAAAGAGACGGAUGACGAAGCUGCGAUCCAAGUGGUCGAGUCACUGUUACGACUUCCAGUCAUCACGACCCUCAUUGAAUAUCUCGCGGCGACAGAUGUCAUGAAAUUCAAAUACGAGGGAGACAAGAUCGUGACCAAAGCUGACAAACCGAUCUCGCCCAAGUCAGAGUCGCCGUGGAUUCAGUCGUAUUGCUGCAUUAUCCUCGUUAUGGCAGCGUGCUGCAUCUCGGCCAUCUACGCCUAUUAUCCGCUUCCGCGGUGGACCAAGCUGGUGACUGAGAUCGUAGUCGCCAUGUGUGGUAUCUUUUUCAACUCGAUAGAUUUAGUUGGAAGUUUUAUGCAUGAAAAAGAGACUUCGAUCUGUUUCAUGGUUGCAGCGCUGGUAACCUCAUCGGCUUGGUAUGUUGGCUUAGAGGGCGCGGGCUGA